Molecule: messenger RNA, 1542 nt
Organism: Colletotrichum navitas
Lineage: Eukaryota; Fungi; Ascomycota; Sordariomycetes; Glomerellales; Glomerellaceae
Product: ubiquitin-related domain-containing protein
Exons: 2
Coding region: 464-1267 (267 amino acids)
Source: RefSeq, a predicted model, not a curated record
AGUUCCUCCUUUCUUUCCCUUUUCCCGCUGGCCGCUAGACGCUACAGUACAUACCUCGUCCACUUCAGUCCUGAACGCUGGACCUGUGAACGCUGGACCUGGAUGCACUGAUCACCCGCCUUCCCAGCCGUGCCUUCCCGUCAAACACCCAAAUCUCAAACUCCCCCAGUCCACGUCCCAUCCUGGCAACUGCCACAACACCGGCCUCGCUGCCCACGCCAACUGGUACCAUCCCGACGACCCUUUGCGUCUCACCCGACAACCAACAACAAUUUAUCUUUCCCAGUUCCCUCUCGCGCACCAUCGACCCCAAAUAUCGACCUAUCGUCGUCACCUACUCGCGACUUGCCGCAUGUAUUGAGCCACUGCAUCCGAGUUGACCCAACGACUUCCCUCACGAGCCUGCAUCCCUCCCCCCAAGGCUCGUCGCCCUGCGUGCCUUUGCCUCGUCGCCUUUUCCGCAAUGGCCGACGCCAACCCAGCCGACGUCAACAUGAGCAGUGCUCAACCAGUCAAGGGCUCAUUGGCCGAGUCCAAGGACGCCGUACCCAUGAAGACACUGCCGCAGUCCUCAUUGACAGACGCCGAUACCAUAGCUGCCUCCAAUACAGCAAAGACAACAGCGACAACGACUUCAUCGAACCAUGGGGCCAGCAGCAAUACUGCCACGGAUAGUGCCACUGCAGUCCCGGCAACCAGCGACGCCAGCGAUUCAAUCGAACCAUCCGCCAAAGGGAAGGAGAAGCAAUCCGCACCCCCGCAAGUGGACAAGAACCAAGAUGACGCCAUGGCCAUUGGCCCUUCCGUUGAUGAUGUCCAAUCCGUCAGCAACGCCCCAUCAGAUGGCCCAGUCUGUAACAUUACACUACUGUUAACAACUGGCGCGCGACACCCCUAUAAGCUAGACGAGAAGUACCUGACAAAGAGGAACGUGAACGUCCCGGGGCUUACCGAGGCAGGAAAGAAGGACCCCUUUACCAUCAGCGUCUACACGUUAAAGGAGUUGAUAUUGCGGGAGUGGCGUGAAGAAUGGGAUCCCAAGCCGGCAAGCCCCAGCAGCAUACGGCUGAUUCACUUCGGAAAGCUUCUGGACGACAAGGACCAGCUGAAGCAAUAUCACUUCAGCGCAGAGGCAGCCAAUGUUGUGCACAUGACAGUCCGGCCAGCUGACAUCGUUGAAGAGGAAGAGCCCAAGGGAGGUAAUAAGUCAGCUUCCGGCGGUGGUCGCAGCCGAGAAGGCGGUAGCGGAUGCUGUGUCAUUUUAUGAUGGAAACGGCUCACAUGCGUUUUCUUUCUGCGACCAUCAUCUUUUCCACUCACAAAGAGCCAUUCCUUUUUUAUCUAUUUUUUUUUUUUUUGCCCCAGAGCGAAGAGUGCGCAUGGAAGAAGGUCCAGCGAGGAGGACCUGUCUGAUUUAACCAGGGGGGCUCUUGCUGCUUUGCGUGGUACAAAUCCUAAAUGGCAGACGCUUGGCUGGGUUCAUGGUUUUUUUGACACUGCAUACACCUUCAAGUGUGUCUGGGUGGGUUGUAUGGCCUGGAG